Lepisosteus oculatus (spotted gar) is the source of this 2957-nucleotide messenger RNA. It is a transcript of the gene chmp1a, whose product is annotated as charged multivesicular body protein 1A. Gene Ontology annotation, cellular component: ESCRT III complex; multivesicular body. Gene Ontology annotation, biological process: protein transport; late endosome to vacuole transport; endosome transport via multivesicular body sorting pathway. The record is from RefSeq and is a predicted model, not a curated record. Lineage: Eukaryota; Metazoa; Chordata; Actinopteri; Semionotiformes; Lepisosteidae.
UGCCCCGAGACAGGAAGAGGAAGAAAGGGACGAAUAUUAGUGUUUACUAUCGGUAGAAACCAACUGAAUUUUACAGUAGAACUCGUUUAAUUGCGUUUGUAUUGAAAAUCCGCAUUUAAGACUUCUGUACGCCUGACGUCAUGGAUGAUACAUUGUUUCAGCUGAAGUUCACUUCAAAGCAGCUGGAGAGGCUGGCUAAGAAGGCGGAGAAGGACUCCAAGACAGAGCAGGCCAAGGUGAAAAAGGCCCUGCAGCAGAAGAACGUGGAGAUCGCCCGCGUGUACGCCGAGAACGCCAUCCGCAAGAAGAACGAGGGCCUGAACUGGCUGCGCAUGGCCUCGCGCGUGGACGCCGUGGCCUCCAAGGUCCAGACGGCGGUGACCAUGAAGGGGGUGACUAAGAACAUGGCUCAGGUCACCAAGGCUCUGGACAAAGCUCUCAGCUCAAUGGAUCUGCAAAAGGUGUCUGCUGUGAUGGAUAAGUUCGAAUCCCAGGUCCAGAAUCUGGACGUUCACACUUCGGUGAUGGAAGACUCCAUGAGCUCGGCGACCACGCUGACCACCCCCCAGGAGCAGGUGGACGAUCUGAUUGUGCAGAUUGCGGAGGAGAGCGGCCUGGAGGUGAUGGACCAGCUCAGCCAGCUGCCCGCCGGGGCCAGUGCGGUGGGCGAGAGCUCCACGCGCUCCCUGGAUAAGGAGGACCAGCUGUCCCGCAGGUUGGCUGCUUUACGGAACUGAGAUUGCAUUGUUUCCAAGAAAGCAAACACUGUUAUUGCUUCGACAGACAGACUGGAGGUGAUGGUGUGAGCUCCUUGUUCCUCAUUUGAAUUUACAUACAUGCACUGUGGCCCUUGGCUACUGAUCCACCCGCGUCUAUUUAUAGCUGGUUUCUACCAUGCUUGAAUAGAAGCUGCCAGGUAUCCAAGCCAGUCUGAGAAUAGAAAACCCAAGAGUGCUCUCUGCUCAUGAAGAGGUCGCCCCACGCGCUAUCUGAAAACUGCAGUUUCUUCUUUACUUAAGAAUCUUCUUUUCCUUUUGUAAUUUACAGUACUUCAGCUUUACAAAUUCAAUUUUGUAUAGAUUUUUCAAAGCUUGUGAAGAUUCACCGAAUGCUAUAAAACUAGAAUUUAAUAAUGCAUUGCAGAAUGAUCAGGACUUAGUUCUCUUCAAAGGGAUACUAUACUUGGUAGUUAUUUUGGCAAGAUUGAACUCAAAAACAGGAGAGGGGUGGAGAAAAAUGCCGUCUUAACACAAAUUAAAACAUUAUUUUGACUUCUCUAAUGUAGAACUCUGUAUGUUUGUUUUUAUGUAUACAGAGACUGUGCUAUUUUGAAAUGUGGCAUAUAGAGUAUAUGUAUCAUUUUCAGAUAUACUUGUUUCACCAACUGUAAAUGUUUGCAUGGGUAAUUUAGUGGGGAAGAUCUGGCUUCACCACCUCUUAACUUCUACAGGGAAUUCUGUUCUUCUAUGGGAAAAUCCUGAAUUGCUGCUAAUGAACAUGAUUGAGCCUUUUCCCCAUCAGCCCCAUUGGUUUCUAAUAGCACUAUAAUUUGUGUAGUCACCACGCACAGGAGAUGGUCUUGUUGGAAAGCACAGGAGUGGCUUAUGCUGUAAAGGUUAUUGCUGUUGUAUUCAUUGAAAGUGUCAUAUAACAAUCCGUUCAUUACACAUUGAAAGGGCACUUUCGAUUAACAUGUUCAUAUCAGCUUCCGAAUUGCUUUUGUCCUAUCUAAUAUGUCUGUCAAAUUUUUAUGUAUGCAAAUGGGAUUUUCAUAGGAAUUUUUUCUUUUUUUUUUCAUUGCUGAGAGGUGUCAGUAGCACGUGUUUCUCUGCUGGUAUUGAGUCCCUCAGUUUGCUUGCUGUUCUGAAAUUCCACACUGACUCCCACUCCCUGACCAUCCCUCCAGUGCAGAGUAGAAGUGGUGCCCUCUGAAUAGCUCAGUAUUACCCUUGACACAUACAUUUCUAGAGUUAUAGGGAAAUUCUUCAAACCUCCUGCCUACAACAAUAUUGUGCAGGUGCAGUACAGGAUAAUGAAAUCAUAUAUAGAAUUUUGCAUCUGGUAAUUAUAAAAACGUAUACAUCCCUUCCUUGAGUCACUGCACCCAGGUUCUGGUCUUGGUGGCACGAACAGUGGUUAUGCUUUACCAUAAAGACCAUGCUCCCCCAUGUCUGCUUUAAAUCCUUCAUGCAGUUGACAAGGCCAAAGGGUCACAAAUCCCUUCACAACUGGCAGGUCCCUCGGCAUGCGUCCUUAGGGUGUGAGCACAAAGCUCACAGGCUUCUCUGGGUAAAAAUAUCUGCGCAGAUCUUCUUAAUAACACUAACAGUGAUGUUCGGCAAACUGCUGUACCCAACUGGUAUACAGCAUUUAAUUUUGCUGUUGGGAACCGUGUUCAAAACCCAGCCUGUCAUGGAGUCUAGAAGUACAGUUUUGAAGGGAGCUAUUGUGUUGGGAAAAACUAAUGCAGCGUUAAACAAUGCUUGUAUCGUUACAAAUUGUAGAAUACUUCAACUUGUUUUUAUUUUUGCCUUAUAUGGAUUCAGCUGCUUGCCUAGGAGCUCUGCAAUUCUACAGUGCCUGAAAAAGAAACUCUCUCUAGACUAGAGAUAUAGAGGGCUAUGUGCAAGGAAAAGAUGGCAAAUUUGAUCUCAUUAAAGCCUUCCUAACUCUGCUUGUCACAAUUCAACAAGGAUUACCUUGCGUGGUGCAUUGUGCAUUUGGCAGAGGUUUUUGCGCGUGCCAGUAGUAGUUCUUAGUGGGCACAAUCAUUGGGUGCAUCAAAAUACAUUUUGAUUAAUUUACAUCGUAUCUCCUUUUAGUUUUCAUUUGAUUUGUUUCUCGGGGGGGGGGAGUGGUUAUUUAUGUUCAGAGCUAUAUAAAGGUUGAUGGUAAUCUUUUGGUUUUAUAUGUUUUUAAUUUGAAAUAAACCCUAUUAAAGCUGUAAUGCAACUCUG